Molecule: messenger RNA, 2225 nt
Organism: Mus pahari (shrew mouse)
Lineage: Eukaryota; Metazoa; Chordata; Mammalia; Rodentia; Muridae
Gene: Hacd4
Product: 3-hydroxyacyl-CoA dehydratase 4
Exons: 8
Coding region: 37-735 (232 amino acids)
Biological process (GO): fatty acid elongation; very long-chain fatty acid biosynthetic process; sphingolipid biosynthetic process
Cellular component (GO): endoplasmic reticulum membrane
Molecular function (GO): 3-hydroxyacyl-CoA dehydratase activity
Source: RefSeq, a predicted model, not a curated record
GCUUCCUGGAGGUGCCAGAGGAGCAGACUGUGACCCAUGGGGCCCUCGGUGCUGCCAGCCUGGCUGCAGCCCAGGUAUAGGAAGAAUGUGUAUCUUUUCAUCUAUUACUUAAUUCAGUUCUGUGGCCACUCGUGGAUACUGGCAAAUAUGACAGUCCGAUUCUUCUCAUUUGGGAAAGAUUCAAUGGCCGACACGUUUUACGCUAUUGGGUUAGUUAUGCGGGUUUGCCAAUCCAUUUCCCUUUUGGAGCUUCUGCACAUUUACAUUGGCAUUGAGUCGAAUCAGCUUUUCCCACGGUUUUUGCAGCUCACAGAGAGAGUGAUCAUCCUUUUCGGGGUGAUCACCAGUCAAGAGGAGGUCCAAGAGAAAUAUGUAGUGUGUGUUUUAUUCCUCCUUUGGAAUCUACUGGAUAUGGUAAGGUACACUUACAGCAUGCUGUCAGUCAUAGGGACAUCUUAUGCUGUCUUGACAUGGCUCAGUCAAACAAUCUGGAUGCCAAUUUACCCUCUGUGUGUUCUUGUCGAAGCAUUCACCAUCUAUCAGUCACUGCCUUAUUUUGAGUCAUUUGGCACAAACUCCACCGUGCUUCCGUUUGACAUAUCCACCUAUUUCCCUUAUAUGCUGAAGCUGUAUCUCAUGAUGCUCUUCAUAGGUAUGUAUUUCACCUACAGCCAUCUUUAUACAGAAAGAAAAGACAUCCUCCGAGUUUUUUCUGUCAAACAGAAGAACAUGUGAUACCUCAUGUGUUGCACAGGAGGAAACACCAGGUUUGAGAAGAAACUGGACUGAAAAGACAUAAAAAAUCUGAAAUAUGAAGUCUACGCAGAUUCUCUCAUUCCUUGGGCAUCAGCAAAUGUUUGGUUGCUGAUUCACAAUGAGAAAAUGUCUUCAGCGCCCACUUCCUCUUCACUAAUCAUUGUCUCCUGUGUUUCUAAGGUACUCUGGAACCCAGAGCACUUUAAUGCAUGCGGAAAAACCUGGUCUGUUACACUGCUCUCAGGCUUCCCUGUACCAAAGGCCUGGUGUUUUUCUUAGCAGAUGUGCACCUUAAAGUGGGAGCCAAGAUGUCUGGUGCAGUAGAAAUAGGUAUUUUUGCUCCAUUUUAAAGCCGAAAGCAAUGUUCCCCAUGGUACUGUUGCAAGACUCCAGACAAACUAAGAAAAAUGAAACGUCUAGUGUUUUCACAAUCUGGUACCCAACAGUAAAUGCUAGAUGACUUUCAGUCUCCAGUUGGUAGGCCAUACACAGCAAUACACUGGGAAGGAGAAGACAAGCUGGUAUACACUGCGCCUACCUUCCUCUUUUCUCUUGGCUUAAACUAUCUCCUCGUAGUCCAAUCUGUGAAGGAAUUAUAUAUUUGGAAACUAGAACCAGUAGUGCUGCUGUAACUCGGUACCCUUUGGGGCAACAAGUAGAUACAUGCCACCCGUGAGUGUCAGCAGUCCUAUGGUGUCUGUGAAAGGCCAGGCACUUGUCUUUGUGUGGCAGACACAAAUGUGCUUCACUUCAGUGCCAUGACUUUCCUUCCUAAUGAUCCCCUGUCUGUGUAUUUAGAUGAUUGGUUGAAGACUGGGCCCCAGUCGAAGUCACAAUAAUUAACAAGCAUCAAAAUUAUAAUGCUGCUUGAGUCUCUAGCCACUGCCAGAGCUGAAACCAUGAUACUGUCUUUAGACCACUAAUACUUUAAGUCUUUAGGUCACUAAUAUUCUGGUGAAGAGGUUUCCAGUCUUAUAAAAAGAUUGAUCUUCUGAGGAGAUAUUUAUCCCUUUUUGCUGAUCUAGUAUCUUAUCAUCUUUCUCCCAGGGAAACCCAGUUCAAGUCUGCUUGGGGCUACCUCCUCUGUGUCCAGGACUCAGGCCUAACCACUAAGUUUAUCCCACCUGUUAGGGACCAAAUACUUGUUAAAAGACCUACAUGUAUUCCUAGAGUCUGCCCAGGAUUGAUUCUGCCAUGCCUGUGUGGAGAAGAACUGUUGUUUUUAUUAUUAUUAUUAGAUAUUUUCUUCAUUUACAUUUCAAAUGCUCUCCUGAAAGAACUGUUCUUUACUCUUGGAAAUGAUAGCUGGCAGCCAUUUUGCUAAGUAGGAGGCAUGCUCUCCAGAGAAAGAGACCACAGCAUCAGAGGAUUCAUCAGACCAACCUUUGAAUUUCUUGGUUUGUGAACUAAUAGUCUCCUUUGUGGCCACUAACGCUGUGAACUGGAUAACUUUCACUUGCACUCAUGAC